Vollenhovia emeryi is the source of this 2534-nucleotide messenger RNA. Its product is annotated as acyl-CoA Delta(11) desaturase-like. NCBI's taxonomy places the organism in Eukaryota, Metazoa, Arthropoda, Insecta, Hymenoptera, Formicidae. The coding region runs from base 594 to 1646 and encodes 350 amino acids. Gene Ontology annotation, cellular component: endoplasmic reticulum membrane. The transcript is spliced from 6 exons. Gene Ontology annotation, molecular function: stearoyl-CoA 9-desaturase activity; iron ion binding. The record is from RefSeq and is a predicted model, not a curated record. Gene Ontology annotation, biological process: unsaturated fatty acid biosynthetic process.
GAAUAUGCGACAAUAAUAAGAUAAAGGUCGGGUGUAAAGUGUUACAUAAUCGGAAGAGGUUCGCCUUUAAGAAGCGCGAAGUGCAGGUGGUCAGUAGUUCAGUAUUGCUAACAGACGUGCGGUCGAUAUUCGUCGGAACUAUAAAACGCACGCGGUGUGCUUGGUCUGUUUCUGUCCGUCACCAUUCGCUGGUCUCAGGUGGCGAGAUUUGUGCGACGCGAUUCCAUUGGUUCAGACGGUCUCAGCCGAGGUCUGGUACAACGGUCGACUCAUACUGUAUCAGACGCAACCUGAUUGUCCUCCCCAAUCCCUUCUAUAGCCGGUAUAACGCGAUCUUCAACGGCUUGGAUAAUUAGAGGGAGAGAGAGAGAGAAAAAGAAAAGAGAUUUUAAAGUGAACGGAGGAUUCCAAGCUGGACCUUGAAGCUGCGAAUCGUCCAUCUCGCGAGACUUUUUCACAACUGUUACAAAAAAAACCGGAAAUGCUCUAAUCUGGAAAGCAGGACUUAUUAUUUAAAAAAGUAGCAUCGUAAAGUGGAUCAUUAUUUAUCAUCGAGGGUCUUUGAAAAGAAAUUUAAGGGACUUUACACAAGGAUGGCGCCAAAUAUACCGACAGGAGUACUAUUCGAGGAUGAUGCUUCUACCGAGCCGCAAUCGAUCGACGAGCCGAAGGAGAAAGUGAAAUAUGUUAGGCGCAUUGUUUGGAAAAACGUGAUGACUUUCUCACUCCUACAUCUCGGUGCUCUUUACGGAAUUUAUCUCUUGUUCACGUCCGCCAAAUUGGCGACCAUCGUUUUCACAUUUUUAUUGUAUCAAUUGACCGGCUUGGGAAUCACAGCUGGGGCUCACCGACUUUGGUCACACCGAUCCUACAAAGCCAAGUGGCCUCUUCAGCUACUACUUAUGAUCAUGAACACUAUAGCGUUCCAGGACGCCGCGAUCGACUGGGCCAGAGAUCACAGGGUUCAUCACAAAUACAGCGAGACCGACGCCGAUCCGCACAACGCUAAGAGAGGUUUGUUCUUCUCGCACAUGGGCUGGCUGCUCUGUAGGAAACACCCGGAAGUCAAGGAGAAGGGCAAAGGUAUCGACUUAAGCGAUCUUGAGAGCGAUCCAAUAUUGGCAUUCCAAAAGAAAUAUUAUACCAUAUUGAUGCCACUGCUGUGCUUUAUUUUGCCAACCGUUAUUCCGGUCGUGUAUUGGAACGAGACGUGGACGAACGCUUACUUUAUUCCCGGUGUUCUCCGUUAUGUCUUCACGUUGAACAUGACAUGGCUGGUGAAUUCCGCGGCUCAUUUCUUCGGCAACAGACCCUACGACAAAUAUAUCAAUCCAGCGCAGAAUAAAGGUGUUGCUAUACUCGCCUUGGGCGAAGGUUGGCACAAUUACCAUCACGUUUUUCCCUGGGACUACAAGACGUCAGAGUUGGGCAAUUACACAUUCAACUUCACGACGGCUUUCAUCGACUUUUUCGCGAAGAUUGGCUGGGCCUAUGAUUUGAAGAGCGUCUCCGAGGACACGAUAAAGAAGCGAGUGGAGAGAACAGGUGAUGGCAGUCACGAGUUAUGGGGUUGGGGCGACAAGGAUCAAUCGCAGGAGGAAAGAAAUGAAGCGGUAGUGACGCAUCGUCACACGAAAGCUCAGUAGGAUACUGCGCGUGCGCGUUUAAGACUCUCGAUUAAAUAAGGUUUUUUUUCAUCUUUGACCACGAAUCGAUUCACCUGGACAAACUCCAUGAAAAAUACUAUUUAUGUCGGUCUUCCAGAACUUACGUCUCAACCGUCGUGUAUUUUGGUUUCGACACGUCGUUGCACGAUUAUUUGAUCGGUUCCAUAUAAUACAGUCUUGGAAGGUCCAGCGCGGAGCAGGAUUUUUGUAAUGUCGAUGGUGUUCUGGAUCGCGAGCGUUCUGUACUUGCUCAAUAAACUUUUUUUACCUCUUUACGAGACAUAUAGAGUUAGCUUUUAAAUUAUACGACGUAAUUAUUCGGCAGUUUGUAUCAUUUGUACAAUUUUUUAACGCGUAAUCGUAAGGAGAACAUAUACAUAUUUGUAUAAUUGGACUAAAUAUAAUAAUUAUAUAUUUUGGCUUUUUAAUGUGUCGCGUAAAUCUACAAUGGCGAAAGAAAAAGAAAUGUAGAAAUACAAAUAUGGUACAAGAAUUACAAACCUAAUUUAAUAUAUAAAUACAAAUCUUUUUGAAAAUGUAUAAACAUUGCUCAACUUUAAUAUACAUUUAACUACCAACGACCAAAUUUUGUACGUUAUGCUUUUUCGAAUAAAAUGAAUAAUUCAGUUUUCAAAUCUGAAUAAUAAGCGUAAGACAAUAAAGUCUUAUUGUUAUGCCAAAAUUGAAUUCAUAAAACACGGUAUCGUCCAGAACAUCAACGAAAUAUUAUUCUUCGACACAUCUAAAUGUUACAUUUUCUCCCUUUCUUCCGACAUUAUAAACGCACAAAAAAUUUUUUUAAGUUCUUAUUUGCGAUGUGUUGAGAAAUUAUUUGCCUUUUAUAUAUAAAAAAUACAUCACAUUUUU